AUGGCUCCCCAGAACCUGAAUUUUACCGGUCAGGUCACUGGCAGCAAGAACCUGAGAGAAUACAAGACACACACUCACAAAAUUCAGGAUUCUCUGUUGAGCUCUAACAGUAGAUUCUCUGACUAUCACGGCAUUUUCAACUGGUGCAUCAUCAUGCUGAUACUUACUAAUUUGCACAUGUUCCUGGAUAACUGCAUAGAGUAUGGCCUCAUGGUGGACCUGGGUCAGGUGUUUUACCAUUUCCUGAAGGACCCCUAUAGCUGGCCGGCCACCUAUCUGAUUCUUGCUUCCAAUGUGUUUGUGGUGGCCGCGCUGUUCUUCGAGAGAUGGCAGGAAUGGAAAUUGACAAUGAGUAGUGGAUCAAUGCUGGCUCUCAUAGUUUACAUCGUCAUUGCACUCAAGAUCUAUUCCUACCACGAAGUCAACAGCUGGUUUCAUCUCUAUUACUUCUUGCUGGCACCUACUCUGUGCUACCAGCUCAACUUCCCUCGCAAUGUAGUCAUUCGCAAAUGGUUUGUGGCCUGUAGGGCCCUGGAAAUUAUCUUACUGAGUCAGCUUAUGAUAGCAAUGAUUCAGCAGGCUCCAAAUAAUUUUAUUUGGAUCAUUUUGUCCUACUGGUUCUGUCACUCUGUCCUCAACUUCAUGGGCGAGCUGCUAAAGUUUGGAGACCGGGAGUUCUAUGCAGACUGGUGGAACUCUGAUAACCUUAACAGGUUCUGGACUACCUUGAAUCUUCCAUUCCACAAGUGGAGUAUGAGGCAUGUCUACAAGCCCCUUCUCAUUCAAGGGUUUCCUCAGUGGCAAGCUCAGGUCAUUGUCUACAUGAUGUCUGCAGCUCUCUGUGAGUAUGUCAUUGCCAUUCCACUGGAGAUGUUCCGUUUCUGGAUCUUUGCGACAAUUGUUCUACAGGCCAAAAUGACUUUGUUGCUGGGCCGUUUCUUCAGUGGUAACUACGGGAACUGCUUGGUGUGGCUGUGCGUGCUCAUGGGCCCCCCAAUAGCAGUGCUGACCUAUUUGCAUGAUUACUACAUGCUAAAUAGAGAAAGCACUGCCUGGAGUUUAUAUUAA
Molecule: messenger RNA, 1068 nt
Organism: Polyodon spathula (Mississippi paddlefish)
Lineage: Eukaryota; Metazoa; Chordata; Actinopteri; Acipenseriformes; Polyodontidae
Product: diacylglycerol O-acyltransferase 1-like
Exons: 14
Coding region: 1-1068 (355 amino acids)
Biological process (GO): triglyceride biosynthetic process
Cellular component (GO): endoplasmic reticulum membrane
Molecular function (GO): diacylglycerol O-acyltransferase activity
Source: RefSeq, a predicted model, not a curated record